This is a messenger RNA of Cajanus cajan (pigeon pea), 726 nucleotides long. The record is from RefSeq and is a predicted model, not a curated record. Lineage: Eukaryota; Viridiplantae; Streptophyta; Magnoliopsida; Fabales; Fabaceae.
AUGGCCUCAAGCAAAUCAUUCUUUACAGUUUUCCUUCUUGCUCUGACCUUCUCGAGCAUAAUCAACAUGAGCCUAGCAACUCGCCUUCCCAGACCAAAUUUUCCAAACAUUCCCAGUGUGCCUAAAUUAGCUUUGCCACCUUUGCCAAUACAGCCUUAUAAACCAACAUUGCCACCUUUAUCUGUCCCACCUCUUCCCACUCUUCCGCCAACUCCACAGAUCACUCUUCCACCUUUAUCAGUCCCACCUCUUCCCACUCUUCCACCAACUCCACAGAUCACUCUUCCACCUUUAUCUGUCCCACCUCUUCCCACUCUUCCGCCAACUCCACAGAUCACUCUUCCACCUUUAUCUGUUCCACCUCUUCCCACUCUUCCACCUUUAUCUGUUCCACCACUUCCCACUCUUCCACCAACUCCACAGAUCACUCUUCCACCUUUAUCUGUCCCACCUCUUCCUACCAUUUCACCUCUUCCCCCUUUAUCUGUGCCACCUCUUCCUACCAUUUCGCCUCUUCCACCUUUAUCUGUGCCACCUCUCCCUACCAUUUCCCCUCUUCCCCCUUUAUCUGUGCCACCUCUUCCUACCAUUUCGCCUCUUCCACCUUUAUCUGUGCCACCUCUCCCUACCAUUUCCCCUCUUCCCCCUUUAUCUGUGCCACCUCUUCCUACCAUUUCACCUCUUCCACGUAUUACUUUUCCACCAACGCCACGCACCACUCCCUGA